AUGAAUCCCAGCGCGCCCAGUUACCCCACGGCCUCCCUCUACGUGGGAGAUCUGCAUCAAGACGUCACAGAGUACAUGCUUUAUGAGAAAUUCAGUCCGGCCGGUCCCAUCCUCUCCAUUCGUGUGUGCAGGGACAUGAUCGCCCGCCAGUCCCUUGGUUACGCCUAUGUCAACUUCCAGCGGCCCGCUGAUGCCGGGCGUGCUUUAGACACGAUGAACUUUGAUAUGAUCAAAGGCAGGCCCCUUCGAAUCAUGUGGUCUCAACGUAACCCCUCGCUGAGGAAGAGUGGAUCGGGCACCAUCUUUAUCAAGAACCUUGACAAGUCCAUUGACAACGAGGCCCUGUAUGACACCUUCUCGGCUUUUGGAAACGUCCUUUCAUGCAAGGUGUUUUGUGAUGAAAACGGCUCAAAGGGCUACGGGUUUGUGCACUAUGAGACCCAUGGGGCUGCGGAGCGGGCCACUGGGAAACUGAAUGGCAUGUUACUCAAUGACAGAAAAGUGUUUGUUGGGCGUUUCCAGUCCAGGGAAGAGAGAGGAGCUGAGCAUGGCGCCCGUGCUAGAGAGUUCACAAAUGUCUACAUUAAGAACUUUGGGGAGGACAUGGAUGAUGAGAAGCUGAAAGAGAUUUUUGGGAAAUAUGAACCUGCCCUCAGUAUACGUGUCAUGACAGAUGACCGUGGCAAAUCAAAGGGAUUUGGUUUUGUCAACUUUGAGAGACACGAGGAUGCACAAAAGGCUGUUGAUGACAUGAAUGGCAAAGAGCUAGAUGGCAGGCAGGUUUAUGUGGGCCGUGCUCAAAAGAAUGAAGAGCGCCAGAAGGAACUCAAUUGCAAGUUAGAGCAAAUGAAGCAGGAUCGCAAGACUAAAUACCAGAGUGUUAAUGUGUGUGUGAAAAACCUGGAUGAUGGCUGGGAUAUUGAACGUCUUUGCAAAGAAUUUUCAGCCUUUGGAACCAUAACACGUGCUAAGGUAAUGAUGAAGGGCGGUCAGAGCAAAGACUUUGGAUUUGUCUGCUUCUCCUCUCCUGAAGACGCCACCAAGGCUGUGACAGAGAUGAAUGGCCACAUCGUCACUACCAAACCACUGGAUGUGGCCCUAGUCCUGUACAAGGAGAAACAUCAGGCCCACCUCACCUACCAGCCUGCCCCGCCUUCUGGCUAUUUUAUGGCUGCUACUGCUCAGGCUCAGAACCAUGCUGCGUACUACUCAACCAAUCAGCUGCCCCAGCUUCACCCCAGCCCCGCUAGGGCUGCUCAGGGUGUGAGACCCCAGCACUUCCAGAACAUGCCGAAUGCCACGCAUCCGUCCACCCCCAGGCCACAGACCUUCAACGCCAUGCAACCCACCACCACCCAGGUCCCACGCAUGACAACAUCUCAGCAUAUGCCCACUCCAGCCCUCAGUCAGUGCCCUGCCAGUGCCUCAGCUGCUGCUGCCCCAGCGUGCGCCAUGCCCCAGUACAAGUAUGUUGCCGGUGUAUGCAAUCCUCAGCAGCACAUGGCCUCUCAGCCACAGGUCAGCAUGCAGCAGCCUGCUUUUCAUGUCCAAGGACAGAAGCCCCUGACUGCUUCCAUGCUGGCUUUUGCACCUCCUCAGGAACAGAAGCAAAUGGUUGGUGAGCAUCUGUUCCCCCUCAUCCAGAAUACGCACCCCAGCCUUGCACAGAAGAUCACUGGUAUGCUGCUGGAGAUUGACAUCUCGGAGCUGCUCCACAUGCUGGAGUCACCAGAAGCUCUCCCCUUCAAGAUGGACCAGGCUGUGGCUGUGCUUCAGGCCCACCAGGCCGAGGAAGCUGCUCAGAAGUCCGCCACCCUUGCUGGGGUUCCCAGUGUCUAA
This is a messenger RNA of Lampris incognitus (smalleye Pacific opah), 1839 nucleotides long. RefSeq names its product polyadenylate-binding protein 1A-like. The coding region runs from base 1 to 1839 and encodes 612 amino acids. The record is from RefSeq and is a predicted model, not a curated record. Lineage: Eukaryota; Metazoa; Chordata; Actinopteri; Lampriformes; Lampridae. Gene Ontology annotation, molecular function: mRNA 3'-UTR binding; poly(A) binding; poly(U) RNA binding. The transcript has a single exon. Gene Ontology annotation, cellular component: nucleus; ribonucleoprotein complex; cytosol.